Messenger RNA from Silurus meridionalis, 3276 nucleotides. It is a transcript of the gene lhx2b, whose product is annotated as LIM homeobox 2b. Gene Ontology annotation, cellular component: nucleus. The record is from RefSeq and is a predicted model, not a curated record. The transcript is spliced from 5 exons. Gene Ontology annotation, molecular function: RNA polymerase II transcription regulatory region sequence-specific DNA binding; DNA-binding transcription factor activity, RNA polymerase II-specific. The coding region runs from base 718 to 1971 and encodes 417 amino acids. Gene Ontology annotation, biological process: regulation of transcription by RNA polymerase II; neuron differentiation. Lineage: Eukaryota; Metazoa; Chordata; Actinopteri; Siluriformes; Siluridae.
UGGCAAAACACGGGUAUAACACACACGCACACCCUUAAAGUGCACUCAACUCCUCCUCCUCAAUUACUCACAUUUGGCUGCGACGACACGAGGACACACCGCUUGCGACUAGGAACAGGUCUUUUUCAGAGAAUAUGUGGCUAUAAACAAGAACUUGGCAUUAAAGUUGCCAUCUUUAAAGGCGUCGAUUAAUUUGUAUUAGUCAUUCACUGGAGCCUUCUGCUGUGCUGAAGUUGGACAUCUUUUGAAAUGACAAAGCGACGCAGAGGAAGCGAAAACACCAAGAAGAUGCAAACAGUAGUAAAAUUCGACAGGUUGAAAUUGUAGUUGAAAUUUCCAUACAAUUUCAGGAUUAUUUUUUAAUCGGCGAUGAGAAAAAAUGGAUUUUCGAUGAAGUGCGUCUGCAACCCCCUCUAUCCUCAGGCCGAAAAGAAAAACUGCCGAGUUCAUUUUAACUGUAUGAUGACACACGCCUUUCCAAUUGAAAAUUGCCCAUCGAAACACUUCAGACAAGCGUUACAGCAGUGGCUUCCGUAGUUGGUAACCUGCACAAAGUUCUGGAAUGCACCGACAUCCUUGUGUGCGUUCUGUGCAUCGUUGAUGUGUGCUCUGUAGGUCUAUUUGCUUUGGGGAAAAUAAAUCGAUAAAAUAACAGCAAAGCAUUAGCUUCUGAGUGGGAUCUGAGUGUUAUAACAGCUCUUUCAUGACAGAAGUCUUAUGAACCGCAAAGGGCCAAAGCUGUAUAUUACGGAAGCAAACACGUGUUUUUCGCUCCCGUCCGCGAUGCUUUUCCACGGCCUGCACGGAGGCGACAUUCACGGAGUGAUGGAAGAAAUGGAACGCAGAGGCAAGAGCGACUCAGCUGCUAUCAGCUCGGCCAUAGAUAUGGGCGAGAGAGAAACGGGUAUGCCAUCAAUGACCAGUGAGCGGGUGGCACUGUGUGCGGGCUGCAGAGGGAAAAUUUCCGACCGCUAUUACUUGCUCGCAGUAGACAAGCAGUGGCACAUGCGCUGUUUAAAAUGUUGCGAGUGCAAACUCAACCUGGAGUCUGAGCUCACCUGCUUUAGUAAGGAUGGAAGUAUCUACUGCAAGGAAGACUAUUACAGAAGGUUUUCGGUGCAGAGGUGUGCUCGCUGCCAUCUCGGGAUUUCGGCCUCGGAAAUGGUAAUGCGAGCUCGGGACUUGGUGUACCACUUAAAUUGUUUCACAUGCACUACGUGCAACAAAAUACUGACGACAGGCGACCAUUUUGGCAUGAAGGACAGUCUCGUGUACUGCCGUUUACACUUCGAGACGCUCGUGCAGGGAGACUAUGGGCACUUCACUCACACGGACGUGGCUCCAAGUAAAACGCUUAGUACAGCGGGGGCGCUCGCGCUCUCCUACUACAACGGAGUGGGCACGGUACAGAAAGGACGCCCGAGGAAACGGAAAAGUCCCGGCCCCGGAGCGGAUUUGGCCGCAUAUAACGCAGCACUAAGCUGUAAUGAAAAUGAUGGGGAUCUAAUGGACAGAGACUCUCAGUACAGUUCUGGUCAAAAGACCAAGAGAAUGAGGACUUCCUUCAAGCACCAUCAGCUAAGAACCAUGAAGUCCUACUUUGCUAUUAACCACAAUCCUGAUGCCAAGGAUUUAAAACAGCUGGCACAGAAAACAGGUCUUACAAAGCGUGUACUUCAGGUCUGGUUCCAGAAUGCCAGGGCCAAAUUCCGACGAAAUCUUCUGCGUCAAGAGAACAAUGGGGUGGAGAAAACAUCAGAUGGGUCAACUCUAGCUGGUGGAACCCCAUCUGGUCCAGCCUCAGAAAUUUCAAAUGCCUCUAUGAGCCCAUCUAGCACUCCCACUACACUGACAGACCUUACUAACCCUACAAUGCCCACAGUCACCUCUGUACUGACCUCCGUACCAGGCACCUUGGAUGUGCAUGAAUGCCGGAGUCCAUCGCAGACCACACUCACCAGCCUGUUCUGAUGUCUGUCAUUCACUUAAUAAUUACCAUUGACUCUUACAACUUUGUCGUUACAGAAAACAUCCUGUUUUUCUUAUAUUGUUAUGAAACCAUCACUGAUUCACUUUACUUAGACACUACAUUAUAAAGUCUGUACCACAUACACCAUUCCUAGCCCUGAUGCUCACAAAUUCUGUUUGUAAAAGUUAUAGUGGAGCUUUGAUUAAUGUCAUAAACUUUGCAAAUGUACAAGUUACAGAUGUUCCUGGACAUUGUUUUCAACUGACAUAACAAAAUGCAACUUGUUGCUCAUCCCAAAUAGAAACAGAAUUAGAAAUCUUUUAAAAGAAACAAAAUAUUGUUAGUUUCUUUUAAAGUAUUGCAUAAAGAUUGGCAUGCCUCAGUGAAAGGUCAAAUUACAUUUUUGUACUCAAAAUAUUAUUUUUAUUUUAAUUUUACUCAACAUUGUUAAAAGCAUAAUACUGUGGAUAGAAGUGUUGUUCUUAUAUGAGAAUUAACUUUUUUCUUCAGCUUUUUAUUUAAGUAACUGCACACAGGGGUCAAUGUAAGGAAAAUUUAUUAUAAUGUGAAUAAGUUUUUACAAACAGUAAAAAUCUAACUGUCAUGUGCCUUACACUGCAUUUAAGUAACACACCAUGUCCAUUUUUUACUGAUGAAAUUAAUAGAAUUUAAAUGUGUAUUUUAUCAAUCGAAGCAACAAGGUUGAGUAGCUCUGUUUUAACAAAGAGAGUUAAAUGCAGGCAUGUACUUUUGUUUCUCUCUCUUCAUUUAUACUGAUCUGUCUUUCACCCUUUCACAUUUUUUCUCCUCUGAGAAAAGAUUAUUUAUGUAUAAGAUUAUUUAUACAUAUAAAUAAUCUUAACUCAACAUUUUACCUCAUUAAGAAUACACUGGAUAUAAUAGCACAGCAGCUAAAACCUUAAUACACACUUCAUCUUAGCCAAAAAAAGAGUAAAGUAAGUGCACUGAAAAAAAUGCCAGUUUGUUUUCUAUAUCUAAUAGUUGCAAAGGAACUUGCUAAGAACACUAUAAUGUAAAUGAGUAAAAAUUGUCAAAUUGUUUUCUAAACUCAAAUGAAACAAAAUUAUACGUUUGAUGUGGAUGAAUGUUUUUUUUUUUUUUUUUUUUCUCAAUUUAUUACAAUGUCACAGUGUUGGAAACAGGUUGAAUAUAUCCAUGCUGACCAUAGUCUUCUUGUUGAAGAUGCUGUAUGGUUUAGAUUUACAUCUGUGGUGUUUCUUUGAGCAUUCCUCACAAUAUCCUAUUUGAUGUAAAUGUUCAGGUCUGUACAAAUAUAUAUAAACAAA